AUGUAAUAAAAAUCAUAAAAAGCAGUUAUAUAUACUAACUAAUCUCCUAACUACAUGUAAUUCACUGAAAAUCACUAAAUUCCUUCUCCAGAUAAUAAAAAUAUCAUAAUCGAAGUCUAUUCAGCUGCUAUAAAUCCUGUAGAUUAUAAACUUCCGUACAUAUUUGGUUUUACGAUAAAAAAUAACAUCGUUGGCUAUGAUUUUUCCGGAAAAAUAACUUACGUACCUCCCCAUAUAACCCAAUUUAAAGUCGGUGACGAGGUUUUUGGUAUGAAUAAAGGUACUUUAGCCGAAAUAAUAAAAGUAUAACCUGACUCUUGUGUAUUAAAACCUACAUAACUAACCCAUUCAGAAGCCGCUGCUUUACCUUUAGCUUGUCAAACAUCAUUAUAAAGCUUAAGAAGUUACGGUAAACUAAUUCAUGGAGAAUCCGAUGUAUUAGUGAUUGGAGGUUCAGGCGGAUGUGGUUAUUACGGAGUUUAAUUAAGUAAAAUUUUAGGCGCAAAAAGUAUUACAGCAAUCUGUUCGAGUAAAAAUUUCGAUUUCGUAAAGAAUUAGGGGGCUGAUUUUUUACACGAUUACAAUUCUCCAGAUGGAAUGUUACCCAAAAAUAAAAAGUUUGAUAUUAUUUAUGACACUGUGAGUUCCCCAGAAGACUUUGAUUAUUACCCAGAAGGAGUAAAAUUACUAAAAAAUGAAAAAAGUGUAUUUGUGGCAAUUAAUGGGUAAAAAAAAGAUUGGGUAAGGAAAGGAUUUUCUAAAGUUUUAGGAAAUUGGGUUUAAAAAAAAUAAUAUUAAUUAAUGCUUUUAGGAUAGAAUUAAAAGGAUCUAUCUGAUAUAGCCUUAUGGGCAAAAGAAGGAAAAAUUAAAAGUAUUAUAGAUAGUGAAUAUGGAUUAAAUUAGGAAGAAGUUAUUUAAGCUUUUGAUAAACUUAAAAGUAGAAGAGUUGUUGGAAAAGUUAUUAUUAAAAUAAAAUAAUGA
Molecule: messenger RNA, 981 nt
Organism: Ichthyophthirius multifiliis
Lineage: Eukaryota; Ciliophora; Oligohymenophorea; Hymenostomatida
Product: zinc-binding oxidoreductase, putative
Exons: 1
Molecular function (GO): oxidoreductase activity
Source: RefSeq, a predicted model, not a curated record